Cladophialophora psammophila CBS 110553 is the source of this 2550-nucleotide messenger RNA. RefSeq lists its product as uncharacterized. The transcript has a single exon. The record is from RefSeq and is a predicted model, not a curated record. Gene Ontology annotation, molecular function: zinc ion binding. NCBI's taxonomy places the organism in Eukaryota, Fungi, Ascomycota, Eurotiomycetes, Chaetothyriales, Herpotrichiellaceae. The coding region runs from base 1 to 2550 and encodes 849 amino acids.
AUGAUUCCACAAACUCCUUCUUUGAUCGUCCCUCCAGAUAGCUCUGCCCAACAACUGCUGCGGCUAGGGAAACCCUUUGUCGAGUUUCCUCGCUUCAGCAUCCUCGCGCUCCAGGAAGAGAAAGACCAGGACGGCAACCCUCUUCCUUUCUCCGAGUGGCUUACCAAACGUCUCCAGCUGGGGCAGCCUUUCGUUAUAGCUGAAUUUGACAAACUCGACACCUGGCCGGCCUCCGGUCCUCACAAUGGACAUCAGCCCGGUUUCGGCAUCGAGAGGCUGAUCGAACUGAGCACCAAGAAGAACAUUCCCAUCCGAAAUUGCAGCACCGGUCGGGAUCUGUCUUUCACCCUCAAGAAAUUUGCCGACAGUGCCAGGCAGUCCUUUCCCGAGUUCCAGAACCUUUAUGCCAGAGACUUGCAAUGUCCGCAAGAGUGGCUGGAACAAUGUCGCAGGAUCUUGCCCACCGAAGUGCAGUGGGGUGGGCGAUUGGAUCUUUUCCAGUGGCUACCACAGUGUGCGAGGAGUGAAGUCAUGAUGGCCUACGUCGGCAGCGAAGGGAGCAGUUCAGGCUUCCAUCGAUGCUUUUCGAGCACGGUCGCAUUGAACCUGCUCGUCGAGUCGGAUGAUCGCCCUGUGGUAUGCAUUGGUACGGACUUCGACUCGCAGAAGAAAUAUGACGCCUUCAUGUCGGCCCGUGGGGCUUCACCUCAUUUAGACUGGCUGAACCUGGGAUCAGAGGAGCUCCUGAAAGCUGACUUCCCCCUCUAUGCCUACGAUCAACGGGUUGGUGAUCUCGUUGUCUUCCCUCCUGCCACAGCCCACCAGGUCUGGAAUCCGGCCACACUUUCGGCCAAGCUUGUCUGGAACAUCCUUCAUCCCCUGUCCCUCGAAGUGGGAUUUGACUAUGUGCAGGCCCCUUUCAACCGCCUCUGUCAUCCUGACGUCGCUCGAACCAGCCUCUCAUUGGCGUGUGCCAUGCUAUCGCUGCUCCAAGACAACCAGACAAUGAGGAGCUCCCCACUCCCGUUGCCUCCAGAUCUACCUCUCCUGUCACGCUUGUUUCGUCAAAUGGUCCAUGACGAAUCCAUUGAAUCCCACCCUAUCACUCCGAUCGCUUUAGUGCCUAUACAGCAAGGGACAAUUGCGACAUGCAACUUUUGCAGUACAGCCAUCUGGAACCGCCACGUGCGAUGCACCCAAUGCGCCGAUUUCGAUCUCUGCCUGCUUUGUUAUCUCAAUGGUCGUUCCUGCGAGCACUCCCAAUCCUAUGCAUGGGCAGAACUAGUGCCGGCGGAGCAAUGCACCAGAGUUCUCAAUCGAGCUCGAGAGAUUCUAGGGUUCCAGCCAGAGGAACCGCGGACACUAGACAAGCGCAAGACUCUGGGAACCGCGGUCAAUGAUUUGAUGCGUGCCAAAACAUCGACAACGAGCAGACUAUGCCACCUCUGCCGCAUCGACCACCAAGAAUGGAAAGGGCGGCGUUGUGACAAGUGCACCGCCUUCUUCUGUUAUCGAGGCUUGUUCCGGCACUUUGAUGAGUAUCCCUCGGAAGUGUUGCGGCACAAGGGACUGUGGACUUGUCCCAAGUGUACCGAGACUUGCAACUGUCGGUGUUGUCAUUUCGCAACGGCAUACAUUAAAAGCGAGAAACCUGCCAGCAAAAGAAGAGUGAAAGCUUCUGAUCCUCGUGGCAAGGUGAUGGGGUUUGCAGACAAUGUAUUUGAUCAAAAGCGUGGUGGUCGACGAGAUUCCAGCCACAACAGCUCUGGCAGUGGACCGUUGCCCGGUGUGGCACAGAUUACGGGCAAGAAGCGGGCCAUCUCUUCCUCGGCAGAUCCUGGCCCUGCAACCCCGCUGAGGAAGAUGGAGUUGCCAACACCCGAACCCGAUUUUUCAGGGACCAGGCUGGCGCUGUCAAGGGAAGGCUCAGAGUUCUUGAUGGAUGUGCCUUUUGCAGGCGUCAACGGGACGCUGCCCACACCGUUGCCGAGUAUGAAGACAUUCCCUGAUGGCCCCGACUUCAUGGUCAGUCCUACCGAUGAGAGACAUUCGCGAGUGAGUAGCUCGCCCGGAAUUGUGUCCCUGGCCUCGGCGGCAAUCGGCUCGAGUCGCAUACCAUCCAACAUCCAGAAUAAUACCCUUCCACCCAUGCUUGGGCAUACCCCGUCAGCUACCAACGGCUUGUACCUCCCGCCGCACAACUCCAACGGCAGUUUCAGCACUCCAUCAUCUAGUGCCGCGACGUCAUCUCCUACGAAACUUACCGCGUGUGCAACGGAGUCUAAAGUUCCCACCGCCGCACUGGACGCUUCAAUCACCGAUCUCGAAACGCAACUGGUCAAACUCAAAAGGUACGAGGAAGAGUUCAUUGCUCUGAACCUGGACGACAGCCGAAAGAUGCUGGCAAGCCAGGUGGCCGAGUUGGAGAGCCAGAUCAAGGCAAAGAAGCGGGAGAAGAGUCUCAUUCUUAUCGAGAGGUUGAAGAGAGAAGGAUUCGGUGGGCUGGCGGCCGUGGUAGGCAAAGAGGUCGGGCUGGGCACCGAUGCAUAG